AUGGACCUAGGUCGACUCAGGAUGAGUUCGUCGCCACAAUCGAUGAUCUCAGCAAGUACAACAUUAGUGGAGUCAUCUCUUGCCAAUGAAAGCUCAAAGCUACAUUCCCCGAACGAAAAGCCACCGAACGACUACACCUACGAAAAGAAUAUACAAGAUGCUUGGAAAACUGCCAAAGAAACUGUGGAGAGCAAAUGCACGCCUGAACAGCGAAAGCUAUUUACCGGUGCGGCGACAGCAGAUGAUGUUCUUACAACGUUAAGAACAUUGGAAACCCGCCAAAAAUCACGUUUGUCUUUUCGUUGGGUCAAGAAGCUUACUCCGUUUCUUGAUUCUGUCAAACUGUACGAUGGGGCGAUGAAAACGUACUGCAACACCGGCGUUGGAGAGUUGGCCUUGCUUUGGGGAUCUAUCACUUUGGUUUUGGACAUCGCAGGUAGAUUCGUUGGGUGCUUCGACCGUUUUCUCGAUACGUUGUCUCUCCUUGGCGAGAAUCUUCCUCGUAUCAAUGAGUACACAGCGCUGUUUGAGAACCACAAACGCUUACGUGACGUUCUUUCGUACAUAUAUGUCGACUUACUGAAUUUCUGUGUCUUUGUAGUGACCUUCUUUCGCAGGAAAGGUAUAAGCAUGUUCUGGAGGGUUCUGUGGAGCGACAUGGAAAGUCGAACCAAACACAUUGUGGAGAGUAUUAUCCGUCACAAAACCUUAGCUGACGUCGAGGCCAAUGCAGUGGCCAUUAUGGAAGCUAAGAUCGGAAGGGAGGAGGCUAUUGUUCAACACCUCGCCUUCAAAGUCAGGGAGUUGGUCAAGUGGCUUGCUCCUGCCGAUGUUGAAGGUACCCUGGAGCUGUUGGCGAAGACAAGACUACCUGAUAGUGGUGACUGGUUUGUGCAAGGCGAUACUGUCCAGUCUUGGAUCUUGGGUAAAACCAAAGUUUUGUGGAUUCGUGGCAUUCCCGGUUGCGGCAAGAGCACAUUGUGUUCCAGUCUCAUUGAUCAGCUGAGAUCUGACGAGGUUACUACCCAAAACGGACCGGCCACAGUUGGAUUCUUCUGUGACGGAAGUUCGCCAACGAAACGGUCCUCUCUGGCCGUCGUAAAGUCUCUACUUGCCCAGAUCAUAUCGAAGUUCCCCGAGUGCGUUGACCUAGCCUUCGACUCUAUGGUACAAAGUGGACAAGAGAGGGCUACUUCACUGCGGCAGUUAUCGGAACUUCUCCAGACCAUUCUGACAUGUCGACCGAAUGGUCUUAGCUUCCGGAUCAUCAUUGAUGCAUGGGACGAGUGUGAGGAUGGUGAGACGACUGCGUUUUUGGACACGCUCCUCACCUUGGCAAAGGAACACUCGUCUGUUGGGCUACUACUCAGCAGCCGCAAUGAGACGCACAUUCGAUCAAAGCUCAAGUACUAUAACAGUAUCGAGGUCACCCCCAGCCUCAUCCAGAACGAUCUAGAUCGUUACAUACAGGUGGCUCUCGCCCAACCGCCCUUAUCGACUCUACACAACAAUCCUCUGCAAGCAAAGAUCACAACUGUACUCAGGGACAAAGCAGACGGUCAGUUCCUCUGGGUGCGCUUAAUGAUCGAUAACUUGAGAAGGGCAACCCACCUGUGGAAUCUCGAGGACAUCAUCAACUCCUUACCAAAAGGCUUGGAACGUGCUUAUGGGCGUGUACUUGAGAGACUUCUCACCCAGGAUACUGUCAGACAGGAGACAGCUCAUCGUCUGUUCAUGCUGUUGACUUCCUCCGAGCGGCCUCUCUCUAUGGCGGAGUUAAGUGCAGCUUUGUGUAUUCGCGACAAGGCAACAACGCUAAGUGCGCUUGAUCAGUUCCUUGACUUUGACAUGUUUCUGGACGAAGUAUGCGGCUGCUUGGUCCAAGUGGUGAGAGAUGGAGAAGAUCGGGAAGCCAGGGUCAAUUUUGUGCACAUAACGGUGAAACAGUUCCUUACUGGCCCGGAUGAAGUUUGGGAUUUUCAGGCCAAAGAAAUCGCAAAAUUUCGGGUACGCGAACAGGACUCGCAUGACUUCCUUGCCGGGAUCUGCAUUGGACAAAUGUCCUACUCAAAAUUAGGAGCAAACGAAGUUGCAAAGAAGUCCACAAAACAACUGCAUAACGAAUACCCCUUCCUACAAUACGCCUCAACGCAAUGGGCGACGCAUCUCACCAAAGCUGGACCACCUACACAAGCAAAACUGAGUUGGAUACUCGAGUUCCUACAGUCACAAAAUAUGAAACUUCACCUGGAACGUUCAGCACAAGAGAAAACGUCAACCCAAAGCUUGACUAUCACGCAAAGCCAGCUUAACAUGUGGAUUGCAUCAUCAAAAACCAACGAACCUGAGGUCAGCGAGCUACGAAACUGCUUCCGGACUCAGUACGAACGCAUGAUACUGGAAUGCGAAAACGAGCUUGGCAUAGGCCAUCCUCAAACACUCGAAACCAUGCACCAAUUUGCGAUGCUUCUGCACUAUGAAGGUAGAUGGUCGGAUGCAGAGCCUUUGUACCGCAAAGUCCUCGUCAAUCGAAGGAGUCUGUACGGAAUAGGAAGUCUAUCAGCUUUAGAUACAGCGUACGAACUUGCCAUUGUCCUCAGGCGUCUGGGAAACACAGAGGACUCAAAGGAGCUACAGACCGAAGUUCUUGAAGGUCGCACGGCGCUCCUUGGCGAGAACGAUCCAGCCACACUGCUUUCUGAAGACGAACUGGGGCAAGCCCUGAAAGAGCUGAGGCUUCUCGACGAAUCCGUAGCGAUGAGCCGACAAACAUUGACCAGGAAGAUAGCGAUGUUCGGAAAAAAUGACGUACGUACACUUCGAACUGCGAACCUCCUCGCGGCGAUCUUGAAAGAUGUUGGCAUAAAACUCCGCGAAGAAGGGUCAGAUUCUGCAGCACAAGAGACAUUCGAAGAAUGCGAAUCACUGUGCCUGACGUGUCUGAAAGGACGGGAGGCGAUCUAUGGGCCCGGUCAUCCUGAGGUGUGCGCAGUAACCAACAUGCUCGGUAUUGUCUCGAUGUUGCAGAAUAAAUUGGUGGAAAGUGAGCAUUGGCAUCAGCAAACGCUGGAAGGGCGUAUUAAGGUGUUCGGUCCGCACAGUCCGCCUACGCAACAAACGAUGCGAAAUUUGAUUCGUUUAUUGGUGGCUCAACUCAAGACGGUCGAAGCCGCUGAACUACAGGCUAAGCUCCGCGCUAGCCUUGGGAUCAACGGGACACUGCUUCGGCGAGCCAGUUGGGCAUCGUACAAGUCUCUUACUCAGGCUUGA
Messenger RNA from Alternaria atra, 3270 nucleotides. RefSeq lists its product as uncharacterized. The record is from RefSeq and is a predicted model, not a curated record. Gene Ontology annotation, molecular function: protein binding. The coding region runs from base 1 to 3270 and encodes 1089 amino acids. The transcript is spliced from 4 exons. Lineage: Eukaryota; Fungi; Ascomycota; Dothideomycetes; Pleosporales; Pleosporaceae.